This is a messenger RNA of Hemicordylus capensis (graceful crag lizard), 5453 nucleotides long. RefSeq names its product TNF receptor associated factor 6 (gene TRAF6). Gene Ontology annotation, cellular component: plasma membrane signaling receptor complex. The transcript has 7 exons. Bases 275 to 1891 code for a protein of 538 amino acids. Gene Ontology annotation, biological process: regulation of apoptotic process; regulation of canonical NF-kappaB signal transduction; tumor necrosis factor-mediated signaling pathway. Gene Ontology annotation, molecular function: tumor necrosis factor receptor binding; zinc ion binding; ubiquitin protein ligase activity. The record is from RefSeq and is a predicted model, not a curated record. NCBI's taxonomy places the organism in Eukaryota, Metazoa, Chordata, Lepidosauria, Squamata, Cordylidae.
UCACCACAUGUGAUUGAAUGUGCAAUUAUGUAACAAAAAAUUACUCUGAAACAUAAAGAAGAAUGACUACAAUAGUGCGUCCCAAGGACGAAUGUUAAUUUCUGUGAAAGGCUCCGCCUCGCUCCUCGGUGACGGAGGUGGAAAUUUCUGCCGCUUCCUCCGCUGCCUCCCUUUCCGGUCACUAUCCUGCGUCUUUCGGGGCAUUUCCACUGGCGACAGAUGAGACGUGACAGCUGGACGACCGAGAUUGUCUUCCAGCAGCCUACUCGUUACUAUGAGUCUACUACACAGCAACCCCAGCUUUGAGAUCAGUGAUCAAGACAGUGGCUGCUGUGCGGCCAUGGCCAGUGCCUGCAGCGCUGGAACCAAAGAGGAGAGUGUUGGCACCAGUGUCAGCAAUGGCACCAGCGGGACCCUUUCAAACUCUUUCAUGGAGGAUAUCCAGGGCUAUGAUGUGGAGUUUGACCCGCCACUGGAAAGUAAAUAUGAAUGUCCUAUCUGCUUAAUGGCUCUGCGGGAAGCCGUGCAGACACCUUGCGGACAUCGUUUCUGCAAAGCUUGCAUUGUCAAAUCAAUAAGAGAUGCUGGUCAUAAGUGUCCUAUAGACAAUGAAAUUCUAUUAGAAAAGCAACUCUUCCCUGACAAUUUUGCAAAACGGGAAAUCCUGUCACUGACCGUGAAAUGUCCCAACGGAGGCUGUACUCAGAAGAUGGAGCUGCGGCAUCUGGAGGACCACCAGCUGCACUGUGGCUUUGCUUUGGAGAAGUGUCCGCAGUGCCAAGCUGAUUUCCAUAAGAACCAGCUCCAAGAACACAUAGAACACACGUGUCCAUGGCGCCAGGUCUCCUGUCCAAAUUGUGCCUUGUGUAUGCCUUAUGAAGAAAAAGAGCUCCAUGACCAGUCAUGCCUCCUGGCGAAUGUCUUCUGUGAAUACUGCAAUACAGAGCUAAUCAGAGGACAGCUGCCUAAUCACUAUGAUAAUGAUUGCCCCACUGCUCCAGUACCGUGUACUUACAGUGACUUUGGAUGUCCAGAAAGGAUGCAGAGGAAUGAGUUGGCACGCCAUAUGCAAGAGUACACUCAAGUUCAUAUGAGAAUGAUGGCUCAGCAUUUCCGGAGCAUCAGAGUUGCUACCCCAACUUGUGUGCCUUGUGACCCCUCUCACUUUCCCUCCUCAUGCGAAUGUAGCCCAGAAGUCCAGAACUUCAAGGAAACCAUUCAGCACCUGGAGGGGCGCUUGGUAAAGCAAGACCACCAGAUCCGAGAACUGACUGCAAAGAUGGAGACACAGAACACCCACAUGGGGGAUCUCAAACGCGUUGUCCGGAACCUAGAGGAGAAAUUAGCUGAAGUGGAAGCCCAGCAAUGUAAUGGCAUUUUCAUCUGGAAGAUUGAGAACUUCAGUAUUUACCUGAAAGCCCAGGAAGAAGAGAAGCCUGUUGUGAUCCACAGCACUGGCUUCUACACGGGGAAGCCUGGCUACAAACUUUGUUUGCGCCUGCAUAUCCAGUUGCCAACUGCUCAACGUUGUGCUAACUAUAUUUCCCUUUUCGUUCACAUGAUGCAAGGGGACUAUGACAGUCAUCUGCCAUGGCCAUUCCAGGGCACCAUUCGACUCUCUAUCCUAGAUCAGUCAGAAGGACCUUUGAGACACAACCACGAAGAAAUCAUGGAUACCAAGCCUGAGCUGUUAGCCUUCCAGCGGCCAGUAACCCACCGCAGCCCAAAAGGCUUUGGAUAUGUGACCUUCAUGCAGUUGCAAGCACUAAAACAAAGAACCUAUAUAAAAGGAGAUACUCUCUUGAUACGCUGUGAGGUUGUAACACGCUUGGACCUGUCCAGUCUCCGAAGAGAGGGCUUCCAGCCUCGUAGCACUGAUGGGUCAACAUAGUCCCCUGUGCCUUCAGAACUGAGCUCUUGCUAUUUGUUCAUUUGCAGUUCUCAUGAGAAUCACAGACCUUUGAGAGCAGAACCAAAACUGCCAUUCGAAGCCGACAGCAUGCUUUUCAGGACAUGGAAAGUGUUUCCUCUAAUUCCUUUUGUUUCCUACAUGGUUGCAAGUGUACCCUGUUGGUCUAAGCUAAAAAUAACUGAUGACUAUGUUACUAAAAACUAGCGGGGAUUAAAGCAGUACCAUUUCCAGUCAAAUUAUUUUAUUUGCUGGUAGCAAGACCUAUGGCACUGGAAACUACUACCUCAGUUUGUGCAGCCUGGAGAAGCUGAAUGGUACUAAGUGCCUAAGCUGGCAGUGUGUUCAGGGCUUGUAGAAGGGACUACAUUUUGAACCAGAACAGCUUAUUAAAUAAACCUUGAGAGUGUCACAGCAGGAAGGGAGCACAUGCAAAAACAAGUUAUAAACUAUGCUGAAUUUUGACUUUGCCGUAGGCUGCAGUUCAUCAUUUUUUCUGAGGGAAUUAAGUACAGAAUCCAUUCUAAAUUGCUGCUAGGAUGAUCGUAUAUGUUGAAGCUUUUGAUAGAUCUAUAAGCUUGUGGCAGAACUGUUCCAGAGAAGCUUAAUGACGUGAUCUGCUCAACAUGUUGCUUCAUUGCAAUGAUAACUGAUAAAUCUGCAGGUAUUCUCGUCUUCUUAUCUUUCCAUGUGGCUGUGGUGUUUGUACUGUUUUACCUUAUAUCUGGCCCAAUUGUGUUUUGUACUUGCAGUGGUGGUUUUCAAUGGUAUCAGAAAAUUCUGCAAGUGUUCAAAAUGUAUCAAUUUAUAUUUGAAAGCAUCACUAGUUUGAUGUUGGAGACAAAUGGGGAUGCAACUUCCCUGGAUACUGAAUUCUCCCUUCUAGUUGAGUCUUGUUGGACACGUAGCUGAAGUGUUUUCAGUUUGCUUCCCCUGGCAUAUGAAAAGUUUUUUUUUUGUUCUCAAGUGGAUGGCUGUCCACAACCAUAAACUUAGCAGACUUAACUAAUUGGGGUCAAGGGUUUUUCAUUUGAGUCUGUCUUGUCCUAAAUAUUAAUGUUAUGGUGUAAAGAAGCUUUUCCUCCCAUAGUUCUGAGCUUUCCACAGAUUAGUGUGGAAAGAUGCUAAACUGGUACCCAGCAGUAUUCCCUCUAAGGCGUGUGCAUGUGUGCGCACACAAGUUUUUGGAUGUCUGCUCAGUUAAUUUUGGAUCCCACUCAGGUUGAAUCAGGAAGGCCCCACUCUGACUUCACAUGCACACACACUGCCUUGAUCCUGCCACCUAGAACAAAACUCAUUUUGCAUACAGAUGGAAAAAAAGAGAGAGAGAACACUGGUAUACGGUCCCCUAGUCAGUGCUAGUUGCCAUGUGCAUCAUCUUGGAUAAACAUGUUGUAAUCUUGCAUUACAACCUUUUUGUUGUGUUGUAAUGUAAUGUAAAAAUGUAAUAUGUUUUUUAUACACUGAUCAAAAUUCAUUGGUGCCAGAUUGUAGCUAACUGAAGUACUAGCACAAUAUCUACAUGACAUUAAUGAACAGUCAUGUUCAUGGAUAAUGCAGAACAGGGGCAUAGCUAGGGGAUUGGGCCCUCAGAGUGAGGGAUAUAAUGAAGAAAAUAUGGACGGGUGGAGCUAGGUGGGGGUCCUCAGGAGAGAGGGUCUGGGUUCUUUGAACCCAUCCACUCAAUUAUAGCUAUACCCCUGAUGCAGAAUGAGGGAUAAUUGUUUUCCAUCUAGGCGGGUAAAUGGGUCAUCAUUAUGUUUUGUGCGAGUUACAGUAAAGCCAUUAUUUCUCAAAAGAGGUAUUGGAGAGGCCAGUUAACAGCCGAAAAGCCUUCAGCAGUGUUACAAAUGACUAUAUUGCAGCAUCAGUACUAAGUUGUUUUAUUAUUUAUUUACUCAAUUCAUAUGCUGCCUUUCCUAAAAUGGCUUAAGGCAGUUUACACUAAAAUAAAAAAUACAUAUUAAUUAAAAUAAAAAACCAAUUAAAAGCAGAUUAAAAUUAGAUAUCAUUAAAAGCCAGACGAUGGGCCUUUAAGGCUCUCCUGAAGGCCUCCUGAAGUUGUGACACUUGCCUUGGCAAUCAGCCCUUCAAAACUAUUCAAUGCAUUAUGCUCUCAUAUCAAAUUGAGCACAGAGGAUUUUCUAAGCAUCCGAAGGAUAGGAAAACACUGACACAUUUUGGGGUGUCCUGUCCAAAGCACUGUGAGAGGGGACAAUUCUUUAAACACAUCUCAACAUGAGGAUUCUGUAUAAUUUGGAAUCUUUCUGGUUUUGAUAGAAUACAUGAAGCCUAGUCUCUCUCAAGGCUUCCUAAACUUGGCAGUGAAAUGAAACAUUCUUAAGCAUAACAGUGGGAUAUACUUACUGCUCUAUGUGCACAUGCACAUGCGUGCACAUUAAAAUGAAUGAAGCAACUUCAGAUUAAUUCUUGACUGUUCAGGAUUUCAGAUCUGCUCCUUUUAUCUCCCUCUACCUGUGUAUGCCUUUUCAUUUGCUGCUCUCUGAUCUCUAUUGCAGAACUUUAGGACACAGUUCUUUGGGAACAAAGAAUUUCCAUUCAUUUGAAUCACUUCAAAGAGCCACCUACCUAUUGAGAGUACAAAUGUUUAUGAAGUAUCAGCUUAAGGAAUUAAGAGGUUUAUGAACUAGGAAUUGAGAAGUCCUGUCUCGUUUGAUGAACAGGAAUAAUGUUUGUGUCCUGGUCUUCCUCCUUUAUGUCAUGUCAGUACAUGUAUUUUGCUUAUGAUUAAGCUCAUCUUGGUUGUGAAGUUCAUCUACCCUUUUGUAGAAGGCUAAAUGCUGCAUUAAAUUGGGAUGGUGUUUAAAGUAGCAUAAAUGAAGAAGAAAUUGUGGCAUACUGGUGGCAUAAAAUGCUACCGUAUUUACCUGAAUAGAAGACUGAAUAGAAGACUUGGUGUUGUCUUAAGUUCAGACAACCCUCUUUUAAAAAUACAGGUUAUGCCUGUAUUUACCCCAAGGGAAGAGGACUCUGAAUUUAAGGUGACCCCCCAUUUCAGACAUCAAAGAACUUGUAAAAAAGCUAGUCUUGGAUUCAGAUAAAUACAGUAUAUCCUAUCAGAGUAUUGCUGAUACUGCUUUUGGGUGCUACUCAUUUUUACAUUUGUAUUGCAUUUUUAUAAUAGAUUUUACUGAAUAAGUAUUUUCACAGAAAAGGUUGCCAAGUUUCCUCUUUCCCAGCUGUUUAUUUGUCAGAGCCUUUGGCUUUGGACAGUAUUUUUUUAAUUAAUUAAACUAAAUGUUUAAGAAAUGAUUUCGUAUGUAGUUAAUUUAAAGUUGAAUUUGUAGGAAGAAUACAGGUGAGUCUUCCUGUAGACUUUGGCUUUUCCUACUGCACAGCUUUUGGUGCCAUUUCAGAUGUUUGGACUUGCUGGUCUAUCUAAUAAUUAAAUCACUUUUUAAAAGUUAGCUGUUGUUUUUGAUGAGCAAAAUUGUUCAGUGAAAAAGCUCCGCUGUUGCAACUUAAUUUAGAAAAAAACAAUACCCUGAGAAAUACUUAAUAAAAUUUCUUGUGCCACCAUGUU